Plasmodium coatneyi is the source of this 1892-nucleotide messenger RNA. RefSeq names its product Asparagine synthase. Lineage: Eukaryota; Apicomplexa; Aconoidasida; Haemosporida; Plasmodiidae. The transcript is spliced from 2 exons. Gene Ontology annotation, molecular function: asparagine synthase (glutamine-hydrolyzing) activity. Bases 96 to 1892 code for a protein of 598 amino acids. The record is from RefSeq and is a predicted model, not a curated record. Gene Ontology annotation, cellular component: cytosol.
GAACCAGAAACAACCACAGUUUUAAAAACAGACUUAUUCGUGAAAGAAGGAUCACUCUCCUCAGACGUUGUCAAUAGAACGGAUUUAUUCCAACCAUGUGCGGCAUCCUAGCCAUUUUCCACUCUUCCAUUGAAAGGCACCGGCUGCGUAGGAAGGCCCUGGAGUUAUCAAAAAAGCUGAGGCACCGGGGCCCCGACUGGAACGGAAUCGUGGUCGAAGAAAAUGAGGACGGAACGACCAACGUGCUGGCACACGAACGCCUGGCUAUUGUGGACGUCCUCUCUGGUCACCAGCCCCUUUACGACGACGCCAAGGAAGUAUGUCUCACGGUAAAUGGAGAGAUCUACAACCACAUGGAGCUACGAAAGCUCCUUCCUGAAGAUGUAGUGAAAAGUUUAACUAGCCAAUCUGACUGUGCAGUCAUUCCGAAUAUGUACAAAAAGUAUGGUCAUAAAAUGCCUUCCAUGUUGAAUGGAAUUUUUUCUGGCGUUAUAAGUGACCAAAAGAAUGACACUUUUUUUGCGUUUAGAGAUCCUAUAGGCGUUUGUCCUCUCUAUAUAGGAUACGCAUCAGAUGGGUCUAUUUGGUUCGCGUCUGAGUUUAAGGCAUUGAAGGAUAGUUGCGUUAGAUACGUGAACUUCCCACCUGGGCAUUACUACGUUAAUUGCAAAAAUAAAGGAGAGUUCGUUCGCUACUUUAAUCCCAACUGGUGGGAUUUAAGUGCCCCCAUUCCAAAUAAUAAGGCCGACUUGGAACAGAUUCGAGUGCACCUGGAGAAGGCCGUGGUGAAGAGGCUCAUGGGGGACGUGCCCUUCGGAGUGUUGCUCUCCGGGGGGUUGGACUCCUCCAUCGUGGCUGCGAUAAUUUCAAGGCAUCUGAAGAAAAUCCACGGGGUAGGCGCAUCUGACCUUAGCAAUAAUGACAACCAUGAGAAGGACUCCACCGCCGAUUCCUGCCGAUUGAAAAGCUUUUCCAUCGGGCUGCGUAACUCACCCGACCUGAAGGCCGCAAGAGAGGUGGCCAAUUUUCUGGGGAGUCACCACACGGAGUUCCACUUCACCGUGGAGGAGGGAGUGGACUCUCUGCACGACGUGAUCUACCACAUAGAGACGUAUGACAUUACGACGAUCCGUGCAUCUACCCCGAUGUAUAUUCUUUCAAGAUUGAUUAAAAGCAGUUGCGUGAAAAUGGUUCUAAGUGGAGAAGGAGCAGACGAAAUAUUUGGAGGGUACCUCUAUUUCCACAAGGCUCCGAACAGAGAGGAGUUCCACCGAGAGUUACAAAGGAAGGUGCAUGACUUGCACAUGUACGACUGUUUGAGGGCAAACAAGUCUACCAUGGCAUUCGGAAUUGAAGCACGUGUUCCCUUCCUCGAUCUCAAUCUCUUAGAUCUAGUGAUGAAUAUUGAUCCCAAAGAAAAAAUGUGUUCAGAGGGACAUAUAGAGAAGGACAUAUUAAGACGCGCUUUCGCCGGUUAUCUACCUGACCAUAUUUUGUACAGACAAAAGGAACAGUUUUCCGAUGGGGUUGGUUACAACUGGAUAGAUGGUUUGAAGGAAUACGCAGAGAGUAAAAUUUCAGACAUACAGUUUUCACGUGCACCCUUUUUAUUUCCAUAUAACACACCGAAGACGAAGGAAGCAUACCUGUACAGGUGCAUUUUCUCUGAGUGCUUUCCCGAACAGUGUGCUCAGGAGUCCGUCCCGGAAGGAUCCUCCAUAGCCUGCUCGUCAAGCAAGGCGGUCGAAUGGGAUGCGUCGUUUAAGCAGAACUCAGAUCAGUCCGGCAGGUCCGUGCUGGGCGUACACCACAGCGCGAAGCAAUUCUCCGACGUGAAGCCUGUUCAGCUACCCGACGAUGAGAGCAGGGCGCUUCUUACAAACGCAAGCUAA